UCUGUUGUUGUCGUCGCCGUUCCAGCGGCUCGAGCCCCUCCGCGGCGCUCUUUCGGGUCCGCAGCGGCCUUCUCCCUCCGCGCGCGCCUCUCCCUCCGCCCGCCGCCCUUUCCCCCCUCCCCUCCCCGCCACGCUCCUCCUCUCCCCCGGCCUCGCCGCUCACGCGAGCCCCCGGCUUCACCCGAGGCCUACCCGCCCCUCCGACCAUGGCGCGGCCGUCCGUGCCCAGCUCGCAGAAGGCGCUGCUGCUGGAGCUGAAGGGGCUCCAGGAGGAGCCCGUGGAGGGUUUCCGCGUCAGCCUGGUGGACGAGGGGGACCUCUACAACUGGGAGGUGGCCAUCUUCGGGCCCCCCAACACCCACUACGAGGGGGGCUACUUCAAGGCUCGUCUCCGAUUCCCUAUCGACUACCCUUAUUCACCACACUUCCGUUUCCUGACCAAAAUGUAUCCAAACAUAUACGAGACCGGGGACGUUUGCAUUUCCAUCCUACACCCUCCGGUGGAUGACCCACAGAGUGGAGAGCUGCCUUCGGAAAGAUGGAAUCCCACGCAGAACGUGAGGACAAUACUUCUCAGCGUGAUCUCGCUGCUCAACGAACCCAACACAUUCUCUCCGGCCAACGUCGACGCUUCCGUGAUGUACAGGAAGUGGAAGGAGAGCAAAGGCAAGGAUCAGGAGUACACGGACAUCAUCAGGAAGCAGGUCCUCGGAACCAAGGUGGAUGCGGAGCGCGACCAAGUCAAGGUCCCGACGACGCUGGCGGAGUAUUGCGUCAAGACCAAGACACCCGCGCCGGACGAGGGCUCAGACCUCUUCUAUGACGACUACUAUGAGGACGACGAGAUGGACGACGAGGUCAACAGCUGCUACGGCGACGAAGACGAUUCCGGCAACGAGGAGUCUUGACGAGGGACACCUCCCCACCCCGCCACUCUCGUCAGCCCCCUCUUUUUCUCCGCGCCCCCUCUCUGCCCCCCUUCCCUCCACCGCUGCCUCCUGCUGCUGCUGCUCCCGUUAGUAGCAAUAAACUAUCUGACUCUUUUACUUGAACCCAGGACGCCACCCGGCUGAGACUCAGAAACAAAGCAAAAAACCCUCUCUGGCCCUGAGAUGCGAAACGGAAAAAAAACUCUACCUCAAAAGGGAGACACUGCUUCUGCUGGAACUGGGGGUGGGGUGGGGGGGUUGCCUGUGUGCAGGGAGGGUUGGCAAAUCUACAAUUUGGCUUAAAAUGCUGUGCGUGGUUUUUUUGUGUGUGUGUGUCGUCGGUUUGUUUGUUUUUUAAGAAAAGGAGAAGCUGGGAGGGACAGGAGAGGUGGGGCUCGUUCCCCACCGAGCCGUGGCCUAAUCCAGCGGCGUCUUCUGCUCCCGGUUAAGAAAGACUGCAAAAAAAAAAGAGGGGGAGAGGACCUUGUGACAAGUCCUUUGCGGAGAAUUGAGGGUGGGUGGGGGUUUGGAGGAAGGGCCUGUUUAUUUUAUUUUAUUAGGCCAUGUUAAUUUGUGGGGAGGGGAUUCUUAGUAAGGGCUCUCUAGUUGCAUGGGUUGGGGGGGGAUAAUAUUUUUGCAAUCUCAUCGGCCACGUUAAGUCCGGAUCGAAAAGUCUCCUCUCUUAGAUUGGCCCUGCAGUGUCACCUGGCGCCACUGGGUGGCGCUUGUACACCGUCUGCUUCCUGUACACCGUCUGCACCCCCCCCCACUAGGUGAUGUUUUCCCAUCCACCUGCGUGCUCACCCCCCCCCCAACCCGGCCUCUCUAUGAGUUUGCUUGUUGGCUGUGCA
Podarcis muralis (Common wall lizard) is the source of this 1780-nucleotide messenger RNA. The record is from RefSeq and is a predicted model, not a curated record. Lineage: Eukaryota; Metazoa; Chordata; Lepidosauria; Squamata; Lacertidae.